Messenger RNA from Trichosporon asahii var. asahii CBS 2479, 897 nucleotides. RefSeq lists its product as uncharacterized. NCBI's taxonomy places the organism in Eukaryota, Fungi, Basidiomycota, Tremellomycetes, Trichosporonales, Trichosporonaceae. The record is from RefSeq and is a predicted model, not a curated record. The coding region runs from base 1 to 897 and encodes 298 amino acids. The transcript is spliced from 2 exons.
AUGACCAUCACCUCAACUACAGGUAUUGAGACGAAGAAACCGCAGUGGCAGCACGACCUCGAGCGGGAUGGGUACUGCGUUGUCCCCGGUGUUGUGGACGCGGCCGCUUGUCGUGCGUUCGAAGAGUCCGCCUGGGCGUGGCUGUCCGGCUUUGGGCUAGGCUUCAACGUCAACGACAAGUCGACCUGGACGGCGGCCCACCUGCCCUCCAGCGCCUUCGGCGGGCUCUACUACCAGCACAGCGUGCAGCACGAGUCCUUCGUGUGGGCGAUUCGGACCUUUGAUGGGAUCAACGUCUCUCUCCCGCUCGGGCCUCAGGGACAGCGCGACAUCCAGCCAACGAAGCCGUGGCCACACAUUGACUCCGACCCCCGCGCGCCGUUCAGUUUGUACCAGGGCAUAGCCAACCUGGCGCCGAACGGGCAGAAGGAUGGCGGGUUAUGCGUGCUCCGUGGUUCGCACUUGCUCCAUUCGCAGUAUCCCGCCGGCUUUGACGGGCCGGCAACGGACGCGCAUCGUUUCACGGAAGAAGAGUUCGAAUGGUACCAGUCCCAAUGCGAGACCGUCAAGGUGUGUGCAGACGCUGGUGACCUGAUCCUCUGGGACUCGAGAACGGUGCACUGGAAUUGUUCGCCAGUCGGAACGCAGCCGAGGCUCGCGACGUAUGUGUGCUACUGUCCCCGGGACGUGGCGGACGAGGAGGCCAUGGAGCGCAGGUUGACGCUGUGGAGGGAGAGGAAGGGGUCGACGCAUGCUCCGCACAAGGGGCUCAUGGCGAGGGGGCAGGAAGAGCCGCCGAGGAGACUGGACGGGAGCGAGGGGGGAUGGCGGACGGUGCCGAAGAAAGAGGCUAUGGAGACUCCAGAGGUGCUCGCACUUGUCGGCUUGCGGCCAUAA